GGACGGAGCGGGACGGAGCGGGACGGAGCGGGACGGAGCGGCGGAGAGAGGUUAUCGGGAGCGUUUAACCAGGCUCACCUCCCAACUUGCCGUUUGCACUGGAGAGGCAUAUUGACAUGAAAAGUAAGGAAGUGUAUUAGCAAACAUUGAUCGGCGCUGAGGCAGGCAGGUGUUGCACAAGUACAGGCAUCUGCUGAGAUUGUGGCGUGUUAUUUGGAGCUUCCAGCAAGACACUUGCGCUACCGUGAGGCUGGGAAGGCUGUCACUACUGCAGGAGCAAUGGCAGCCAUCAGGAAGAAGCUGGUGAUUGUGGGAGAUGGUGCCUGCGGAAAGACGUGUCUGCUGAUUGUGUUCAGCAAAGACCAGUUCCCCGAGGUCUACGUGCCAACUGUGUUCGAGAACUACAUUGCUGACAUAGAGGUGGAUGGGAAGCAGGUUGAGCUGGCCCUGUGGGACACGGCAGGACAGGAGGACUAUGACAGGCUGCGGCCCCUCUCCUACCCGGACACAGAUGUAAUCCUCAUGUGCUUUUCCAUCGACAGCCCGGACAGCCUCGAGAACAUCCCUGAGAAGUGGACGCCAGAGGUGAAGCACUUCUGCCCCAACGUGCCCAUCAUCCUGGUGGGGAACAAGAAGGACCUGCGGAACGAUGAGCACACGCGGCGGGAGCUGGCCAAGAUGAAGCAGGAGCCAGUGAAGCCAGAGGAGGGGAGGGACAUGGCCAACAGGAUCGGUGCCUUCGGCUACCUUGAGUGCUCGGCCAAGACGAAGGAGGGGGUGCGGGAGGUGUUCGAGAUGGCCACCCGUGCUGGCCUGCAGGUCCGCAAGAACAAGAAGCGCAGAGGCUGCCCGCUGCUGUGAGCAGCCCCGCUGCACCUGCCCAGGGAGGGGCUGCUGGCAGGCAGCCCGAGCAGCCCCUUCUGGUGCCACUACCUGCCCCGAACCCUUUGCACCAGAGCUGCCACCCACGCUCACAGGGUGUCCCUGCCACAUUCCAGGGCCACGAGGGGCCAAGUGCCUUCGGUACCUGCUGCUCUCCAUGGGCGCGGUGUUGCUGUCGCCCCCCGCGUCGCCCCGUUUUGUACUGAGCUCCCUGGUUUGGCCUUUCCCAUGGGCAUUGCUGCAGUGCUCAUUCUUUCCCCAGCUCUGGGCAGGUGCCACAGAAGCAGAGGUGCCAGUCACAGCUCACCUGUGGGGUGUGCCAGGCCCUCGGUGUGUUUUGCCUGCUCUCCUUGGCCGUGGAGGCAGCACACAGCAGCGUUACAGACUUGCCCGGGCAGUUGUAGCCCUGUCUGAGCAGAGCUGGGCUCAGCUGCUGCCAGCACCUCCCCUCCCGGGACGCGUGCCCGGCUCUGCUGGUAUCGCCGCCUUCCAGUCUGCCUCGGCCACAGACUUGGCAGCAGUGAACCCAACUGCAUAAUUGGGAGAAUAAAUGCAAGCUGGUAUUUUAGUAAGUGUAA
Lonchura striata (white-rumped munia) is the source of this 1460-nucleotide messenger RNA. NCBI's taxonomy places the organism in Eukaryota, Metazoa, Chordata, Aves, Passeriformes, Estrildidae. The record is from RefSeq and is a predicted model, not a curated record.